This is a messenger RNA of Boleophthalmus pectinirostris (great blue-spotted mudskipper), 4833 nucleotides long. It is a transcript of the gene impdh1a, whose product is annotated as IMP (inosine 5'-monophosphate) dehydrogenase 1a. The transcript has 14 exons. Gene Ontology annotation, cellular component: cytoplasm. The coding region runs from base 1227 to 3068 and encodes 613 amino acids. NCBI's taxonomy places the organism in Eukaryota, Metazoa, Chordata, Actinopteri, Gobiiformes, Gobiidae. The record is from RefSeq and is a predicted model, not a curated record. Gene Ontology annotation, biological process: GTP biosynthetic process. Gene Ontology annotation, molecular function: IMP dehydrogenase activity.
AGUGGCUAAUCAGGUAUGAAAGAUGAUGCAAUUUAAAUUAUAUUGUUGUCUGAAACUUGGUAAAAGCUAUGCACCUUUAGUAUUAUUAUUACUAUUCUAGCUAUAUUUUAUUUCAUUAAUUUGAUUGUGUUAAAACCUCAACUCUGUCAGACAGGACAUUUUGAGAGCACAACUUCACCCCCCCUUGAGCCUGAGCUCCUUGAGUGUAGCAGGCAUCUUCACACCAUGGUAAUCCUUGGAGGGGGGAACUGUGUGUGUAAGUGCCAGCUCGAGUCUCAGCCCUACCACCCUCCUGGCGUCACCCCACCCCACCUCACCCUGCCUGCCUGCUUGCCCUCCCUCCUGUGCUAAUGCUCCCAAUCCUCUUUGUGGGAGAGUGACGCGAGCUACUGUCAGAAACAGAGUUAAGCUGAGCACGUAGUACAGGAGAGGACCAGCUAGCAGCCAGCUCCUCUCUUCUCUCCUGGGGUCUGAUCUCCCGGGCUGCACCACUUGACGACUCUGCAUAACAAGGCCAUCCUCAAACAAACAUUUAAACAUGGUAUGAGAUAUGAUCUAUGGACAUGGACAUUGCCAGCACUUUUUAAAAACUUUUUAGAAAUUUUGAACUUUGAAAUUGUCAUUGUGGAGUUGAAAUUGUUUUUGACAGAUUUGCACUUCUAAUGUGACACUUUUACCUUGUUGCAUUGUUGGUAUGAGAUAUGCUGCAAGAAGAUCAUUGCGAGUGUGUUUUCUGAAACUUUUAAUUUUUGAACUUUUGAACUUUUAAAUUGUCAGUGUGGAUUGGAAGAAGAUUUUUUGACGUAUUUGCAUUUCUAAUGUGACACUGUUAGUCUUGCAUUGUUGACCAUACAGCAUCAUUACUAACAUUUUCUGUCAUUGCAUUUCGGAUUCAAUUUAAAAUUCUAACAGUGCAAAAUCAUGGAACUGUAUUUCUGAAGUGAUGAAAUCUGCAUUUUUAAGGUGAAACUGUCUCACAUGGUUGGACACUGGAGCGCUGAGGAACAGAUGGUGGGACAGCUUUCUGGGUUGUCAGGUGUGUCUGAAAGGAGUGCACUCAAAGCACUUGUCUAUUUCUUUUAAUUGCUACUCAUUCGAGGGUGUUGGAAAUUCUAGCACUGCCCAUUUGGGAUUCUUCAUAUGGAAUUUUAGCUACACUUUUACACUGGAAAUAUUGCGCUCUGGUGGGUGUGCCGUGGACGUUCGUAACCCUGGAUUUCCAAGAAAUGGAGGGUCAUUGUUUUGACCGCUUUGGAGAGGGAGAGAGGGAAAACUACCAGAUUGACUAUCGGAGGAUUGUAGGAGACACGGAACCUGCUCGACCCAGGAUCAUGAACCGCGAAGGGGAGCAGCCUCACCCCUAUGGAGCCUUUGGUCAUUCCCCUGCCCACAGCCAUGGCCACGAGACAGCCGCACAGAGAUACAGCGCCACGCGUAUUCAAGCAGGAUACGAGCCUGAGAGUAUGGCAGAUUACCUGAUAAGCGGAGGCACUGGCUAUGUCCCAGAAGAUGGCUUGACAGCACAGCAGCUCUUUGCUAUUGGGGAUGGCCUGACAUAUAAUGACUUCCUCAUCCUCCCCGGCUUCAUAGACUUUACUUCAGAUGAGGUGGAUCUCACCUCUGCGCUGACACGGAAGAUUACCCUGAAGACCCCUCUGAUCUCCUCUCCCAUGGACACAGUGACAGAGUCUUCUAUGGCCAUUGCCAUGGCAUUAAUGGGUGGAAUUGGGAUUAUCCAUCAUAACUGCACUGCUGAGUUUCAAGCCAAUGAAGUGCGCAAAGUUAAGGUAAGGAAACAUUACACAUAUCUAAUCUUUUCUUUUCUAAAUCUCAGCUUCUGUUUUUCACAGAAAUUCGAGCAGGGCUUUAUCACAGACCCUGUGGUCAUGAGUCCACACCACACAGUGGGAGAUGUUUUCGAGGCCAAGGUCCGACACGGCUUCUCUGGGAUUCCAGUUACUGAGACAGGGAAAAUGGGCAGCAAAUUGGUUGGCAUCGUGACAUCCAGAGACAUAGACUUUCUGUCCGAGAAGGACCAUGACAGACCCCUAGCUGAAGCAAUGACAAAAAGAGAAGAUCUAGUAGUAGCCCCAGCUGGAGUGACAUUAAAAGAAGCCAAUGACAUUUUGCAGCGGAGCAAAAAAGGCAAGCUUCCCAUAGUGAAUGACAGUGAUGAGCUGGUGGCCAUUAUCGCCCGGACAGACUUGAAAAAGAACAGAGAUUAUCCACUGGCCUCUAAGGACUCCAGGAAACAGCUGCUGUGUGGGGCGGCCAUUGGCACUAGGGAGGAUGACAAGUACAGACUGGACCUCCUCAUGCAAGCCGGGGUGGAUGUGGUCGUGCUGGAUUCUUCACAGGGAAACUCAGUUUACCAGAUUAAUAUGAUCAACUACAUCAAACAGAAAUACCCUGAGCUCCAGGUGGUGGGUGGAAAUGUGGUGACGGCUGCUCAGGCCAAAAAUCUGAUUGACGCAGGAGUGGAUGCUCUCCGAGUGGGGAUGGGCUGUGGCUCCAUCUGUAUCACUCAGGAAGUAAUGGCAUGCGGCCGACCUCAGGGAACCUCCGUCUACAAAGUAGCAGAAUAUGCGCGACGCUUUGGGGUGCCUGUGAUUGCAGACGGUGGGAUACAAACGGUGGGGCAUGUGGUGAAAGCUUUGGCUCUUGGUGCAUCUACAGUGAUGAUGGGAUCCUUGCUCGCGGCUACAACUGAAGCCCCAGGAGAGUACUUCUUUUCAGAUGGCGUGCGGUUGAAGAAAUACCGUGGGAUGGGCUCUUUGGACGCCAUGGAGAAAAACAACAGCCAGAAGCGUUAUUUCAGUGAAGGAGAUAAGGUCAAAGUAGCUCAAGGGGUGUCCGGCUCAGUACAAGAUAAAGGUUCCAUCCAUAAGUUUGUUCCCUACCUCAUCGCUGGCAUCCAACAUGGCUGCCAGGACAUAGGAGCAAAGAGUUUGUCAAUAUUACGGUCAAUGAUGUACUCCGGAGAACUGAAGUUUGAGAAGAGAACCAUGUCGGCACAGAUGGAGGGGGGGGUCCACGGCCUUCACUCUUACGAGAAGCGACUAUACUGAAAUGGGAAGGAGAGGAAGCACUGUGCUCGGACCAAAUAUACCCACAACUAUCACUGCACGUAAAAAGUGAAAAGAAAACUCACCUUUUAACUCUAUUUUAUUGUGAUCAAACUAUGUUCCAAGAGUCUCAAGGUAGGUCAGGACAGACACACAGUUCAAGCCACAUUUCUUGAUAACUUUUACUGCUAAUGGAGCAAUAUCCCUACCUCACUCCAAAGUCUCGUUGCACCUUGACUGAAUGACAUAGGAGCAUCUCUGUUAUGUAAACUUGAAGACGGACGCUUUGCACAUGUUUUUAAUGAAGCUUUGAGGUGGUAUUACACUCCUAUGAGGUAUUCAUUGCUAACACAUGACAUAUUAGGUGACUGUGUUACCGUUUAUCACUUUAAAAAUGCUAUAAAACAUUGUAUUCAAAUGUUCAAGUUUUGGUUUAAUUUUCAAGUGCCCUCUUCCCUUGCUCCCAGCAGUAAGUCCCUCCCUCUAUCACAACACAGCCAGUGUGCAUCCUGCUAAAGAAACUGCUGCACAUUACAUCAAAUUUGAGAAGGACGUUAUAGUGUAUAGUUUUGUAUUCUGCUUUUGUAUAUUUAUGAAAAAUACCUGUGCAGGAGCAUCGGUUUACAUAGGGUUGAGCCUUGUACAAGAAGCAUGGGCUCAUAUGAGGGUUUGAAUAGUACUCGGAAAAGUUCCCAUGAUUAGUCAAACAUGUGAGAUUACAUCUAAAACCUCUUAGGGCAUGUUUAUGAUGAAGGAAAAAAAAAGUUAAAAUGGACGAAAGGUCCAAAAAGUUGAUUUUGCACAAUACCCCUUCUUUAAAGAGACAGGUAAAACAAAAACUUAUUUUGACAGUGUAGUUUUAGACAACCAAAAAGCUAUAUCCAACAAAUACUGCUCAUACUGUAAAAAUGACUAUAUAAAUGAAAUCUGUGUACUUCUGUUGUGUUGUGUGCAUGUAUGUGUUUUUAUGAGUGAGUUACAAUGAAUGUUUCAAAGUUACCCAAACUUUAGAAUCAACUUUAAAGGUGCUGUACCUUGAAAAGAGAACUAGUUCAUUUUUAAGUCUGCAAUUGUCCAAAGUUAUUCCUCAGUUACCUUAUGCAUUCUGAGCAUUUUAAUUAUUCAUCACCAUGAGUUUAUAAACACUUUUCACAACUUUCAAAGAUCAGUGCAGUUUUGCUGUGACAAUAAAGCUAAGAACAACUAGCAUGCACUUAAAAUACUUCAUUGAUAAAAUACUUUCUAAUUAGAUGUAGACUCAUUUUGACCUCAAGAAAAAACUAAUUGUGUACCAGUAUGUAGGGGGAAAAAAAAACACAGGUACAGUACUUUUAAAAUUUGAUCACAGAAAAUGUUUUUAUUCACAAAAGUCAAGUUAACUUCAGUUCACAAGCACAUUUUGCUGCCUACAACGUGAGACAAACAUCUGCUGCAUAUAGAAAUCUGCAAAGACUAUAAAUAAAUGCCUGUCUAAUGUACAUAAGAACAAUAUCAGACUGAAUACUGGAGUAGUGUAAUAAAUAUAAAGUCUGAAUUUCUGUAUAGAUUUGUAGCAGUUUUAUGUGGAUCUAUUUUUCUAUAAAAUAUAAUUUUUGCAAUGUACUCUCUCUAUGUCCCAUAUGUCCCAUCUCUUUAUGUUGAAACUGUAUACAUAAAAGGAUCGUGGUAAUUUCAGAUUAAGGCUGUAAUUGCCACAGUUCUCAUAGAUUUGAAACCCAUGUCCACUGUCUUGUCUACUGGUGAUGAAAAUAAAUACAUUUUGAUUGUU